GCCUUUAACAAGUCCCAUUAUGAACCCCUUGCAAACAUUCACAUCAACGCCGCGAACCUUCGCCUAUGAUCAGUUGAUUGACAUAAAGGGUAGACAAAUAGAUAUCCGAAGUCUGGCCACUCAGUAUUACUUGGUUGUUAUCUCGUUAAAGAGCGUACAAUGCCCUGUAUGCCCGGUAUUACUCCAACUCAUAAAUAUGUGUAGCGGAAAAGAUGGCAAAGACGAGUUAAUCGAUCCGUUCACGUCGGAAAUCAUGCGAAUUAAUCCUGAAGACAAGGAAAUAUAUAGAAUUCUGUUACAAAAAGAUGCUUAUUAUAUUGUAAUUUGUCCGGGCCCUUCAGAUGCACUGAGCGAGAUUGCAAGGCAGUCUGAAUUUGAGCAAUACCCAUUUAUUGCUGAUGACGAGGAUCUAUCCAUUGCCAAGACGUUAAAAUUGAACAUGUCUAAUAGCGAAAUGUGGCCGAGCAUUAUUCAUGUUAUUCCAGAAUCUUUAUCUAUGCUUCCAUUAUCAAUCGGCCGCGGUCCAGGCAACUAUGGCAUAAUGGCACUACUGAAAGGGAUCAUGAACGAACGAGCAAAGUGGGAACGUAAAGCCUUUCAAGCUAUGAAAGAUGCCUCAACUCAAGUUGAUAGAACCCGUAGGAAGAUGAAAAAGUGGCAAGAUGUUAUGGUUAUUCGGCAAAUUAGCAAUGACAAUAAGUUACCAUCGGAAAUCUUGUAUGCCAUAAUAGCGUUUCUCCCAGAUAUCCGAGACGUAAUCAAGAUGCGAGAGGUCUCCUUAUUGUUCAAUAUCACAGCAUGCGAAGUAGUCAUAUCAAAGUUGCGACAUCAUACCAGGAUUUUGAUGGCUUCAGUUCCUCCAAGCGAAGAAAUCGAGCUUGUUCUGCAAGAGUCCCUCCGGCAGUGGAGGAAGCCGACACCCAUUUUACGCGGCGCCGAUUUUCCAGGGCUUGGCCAGCUAAGAGACGAAGUAAAAUCGGCGGAACGAUCGUCAUUACUAGUGAAUCAGUGGAUAAAGAGCGCACGGCCGACACUCACUAUCUGAUGUUCCAACAGUGAAAUUUAUUUAUGGAAAUGAAAGUGAUAUGGAAGGUCACAAAGCAAGGUAUCGUGAAGAACUCAGGUUGGGAUUAUGUAUUUGACUGGAUCAAUGC
Molecule: messenger RNA, 1154 nt
Organism: Umbelopsis ramanniana AG
Lineage: Eukaryota; Fungi; Mucoromycota; Umbelopsidomycetes; Umbelopsidales; Umbelopsidaceae
Exons: 3
Coding region: 20-1045 (341 amino acids)
Source: RefSeq, a predicted model, not a curated record